AUGUAUGAAAAAAUCGUGAAAACCGAACUUGGAGAUGAUGUGAAAAUCAUUGAUCUGAGGACAGACACUAUAUCGCGGCCCACCCAGGAAAUGAGAGAGGCUAUGUUUGUUGCUGAAGUUGGGGAUGAUGUGUAUGGUGAAGACCCUACAGUUGCUGAUCUGGAAAGGGCCAGUGCUGAACUCUUAGGGAAAGAGGAUGCUGUUUUUCUUGCCAGUGGUACUAUGGCCAAUUUGAUUGCUGUUAUGGUACACUGUUCACACAGAGGCAGCGAAAUUCUUGUUGGUGAUAAAUCACAUAUCUUCCGAUUGGAGCAGGGUGGAGCCGCUCAAAUAGCAGGUGUGCAGUGCCAGCCAAUGAAAAAUAAAGACGAUGGUACUUUCAGCCUUGACGAAUUGAGAGAGAAAAUAAGAAAAAAUCCGGAUAUUCACGAACCAAUCAGUUCCUUAAUUGUUAUCGAAAAUACUCAUAACUUGUGCGGUGGAAAAGUUUUACCAUUAGACUGGAUAGAAAAAGUGGGCAGCAUCGGAUCAGACAACAACAUUGCUGUCCACAUGGAUGGCGCGAGAUUAUUCAACGCCGCCAUUCAUUUGAAAGUUAUGCCCAAAAGGGUUGUCAGAGACGUGGACUCGGUAUGUUUCUGCAUCAGCAAAGGACUCGGAUGUCCCGUCGGAGCCGUACUGGUCGGCAACACCGAUUUCAUCACCAGGGCAAGGCGAAUAAGAAAAGUAUUAGGAGGUGGAUGGAGACAAGCUGGUGUUUUAGCUGCUGCCGGCUUGGUUGCUUUGAACACCAUGAUCAACAGGCUGCGGAUAGAUCAUGAACAUGCCUAUAGGAUCGCCAAAGCUAUUUCAGAUUUCAAGUCGGAUUUGAUCAAGGUCGACUUGCCAUCAGUCCAAACCAAUAUAGUGAUGAUCAAUAUCAACCUCCCUUAUUCGGAAACGAGGAAAUUCGUUAUGAGACUGGCGGAGGUGAGAGAAAGCGAUCCAGUGAAAGUCAAAAUCAAAAUUGGGAUGCGUCAAGAUGGGAAAGGAGGAGGUUUUGUAAGGCUGGUGACUCAAUGGGAAGUGACUAGUGAAGAUGUGAAUUUGGCCAUUUCGAAGAUUGGACUUGUAGUGGAAGAAUUUGAAAGCAGAAUUUCUAGUAAAUUGUAA
Phaedon cochleariae (mustard beetle) is the source of this 1152-nucleotide messenger RNA. The record is from the annotation of a GenBank genome assembly. Lineage: Eukaryota; Metazoa; Arthropoda; Insecta; Coleoptera; Chrysomelidae.